Cercocebus atys (sooty mangabey) is the source of this 7593-nucleotide messenger RNA. RefSeq names its product Ral GEF with PH domain and SH3 binding motif 2 (gene RALGPS2). The record is from RefSeq and is a predicted model, not a curated record. Gene Ontology annotation, cellular component: plasma membrane. The transcript has 20 exons. Gene Ontology annotation, biological process: positive regulation of GTPase activity; Ras protein signal transduction. Bases 351 to 2102 code for a protein of 583 amino acids. NCBI's taxonomy places the organism in Eukaryota, Metazoa, Chordata, Mammalia, Primates, Cercopithecidae. Gene Ontology annotation, molecular function: guanyl-nucleotide exchange factor activity.
GCGCGCGCGCGCGGCUCCGCCCCGCCCGCUUGGCGCGCGCCCUCGGCAGGUCCGCUCUCUUCCCCCACCCCUGGCGCGGACGGGGUGGUUCCAGCUCACUCUCCUCCCCCGAGCGGCGGCAGCGGCGGCGGCGGCUGCUGCGGGCGCUGAAUGAGAGACGGUGACUGUUCGGGUCGGCGAGCGUUACUCUAGGCGGCGGCCGUGGCGGCGAAGCGUGAGGCCGGCGUCGUCUUUCCAUCCUCUGAGGCGACGGCCGCGGCUGCACAGGAAUAAUGUAUUUGUGGCCUUGGACAUGAGGCAGUCAGUCCUCUGUUGCUGUUAACAUAAGGUCAGGGACUGAUGAGGAAAGCAUGGACCUAAUGAACGGGCAGGCAAGCAAUGUCAAUAUUGCAGCUACUGCUUCUGAGAAAAGUAGCAGCUCUGAAUCCUUAAGUGACAAAGGUUCUGAGUUGAAGAAAAGCUUUGAUGCUGUGGUAUUUGAUGUUCUUAAGGUUACACCAGAAGAAUAUGCGGGUCAGAUAACAUUAAUGGAUGUUCCAGUAUUUAAAGCUAUUCAACCAGAUGAGCUUUCAAGUUGUGGAUGGAAUAAAAAAGAAAAGUACAGUUCUGCACCAAAUGCAGUUGCCUUCACAAGAAGAUUCAAUCAUGUAAGCUUUUGGGUUGUUAGAGAGAUUCUUCAUGCUCAAACAUUAAAAAUUAGAGCAGAAGUUUUGAGCCACUAUAUUAAAACUGCUAAGAAACUGUAUGAGCUGAAUAACCUUCAUGCACUUAUGGCAGUGGUUUCUGGCUUACAGAGUGCCCCAAUUUUCAGGUUGACUAAAACAUGGGCGUUAUUAAGUCGAAAAGACAAAACUACCUUUGAAAAAUUAGAAUAUGUAAUGAGUAAAGAAGAUAACUACAAAAGACUCAGAGACUAUAUAAGUAGCUUAAAGAUGACACCUUGCAUUCCCUAUUUAGGUAUCUAUUUGUCAGAUUUAACAUACAUUGAUUCAGCAUACCCAUCAACUGGCAGCAUUCUAGAAAAUGAGCAGAGAUCAAAUUUAAUGAAUAAUAUCCUUCGAAUAAUUUCUGAUUUACAACAGUCUUGUGAAUAUGAUAUUCCCAUGUUGCCUCAUGUCCAAAAAUAUCUGAACUCCGUUCAAUAUAUAGAAGAACUACAAAAAUUUGUGGAAGACGAUAAUUACAAGCUUUCAUUAAAGAUAGAACCAGGGACGAGCACCCCACGUUCUGCUGCUUCCAGAGAAGAUUUAGUAGGUCCUGAAGUAGGAGCAUCUCCACAGAGUGGACGAAAAAGUGUGGCAGCUGAAGGAGCCUUGCUCCCACAGACACCACCAUCCCCUCGGAAUCUGAUUCCACAUGGACAUAGGAAGUGCCAUAGCUUGGGUUAUAAUUUCAUUCAUAAAAUGAACACCACAGAAUUUAAGAGUGCAACAUUUCCAAAUGCAGGGCCAAGACAUCUGUUAGAUGAUAGCGUCAUGGAGCCCCAUGCGCCAUCUCGAGGCCAAGCUGAAAGUUCUACUCUUUCUAGUGGAAUAUCAAUAGGUAGCAGUGAUGGUUCUGAACUAAGUGAAGAGACCUCAUGGCCUGCUUUUGAAAGGAACAGAUUAUACCAUUCUCUCGGCCCGGUGACAAGAGUGGCACGAAAUGGCUAUCGAAGUCACAUGAAGGCCAGCAGUUCUGCAGAAUCAGAAGAUUUGGCAGUACAUUUAUAUCCAGGAGCUGUUACUAUUCAAGGUGUUCUCAGGAGAAAAACUUUGUUAAAAGAAGGCAAAAAGCCUACAGUAGCAUCUUGGACAAAAUAUUGGGCAGCUUUGUGUGGGACACAGCUUUUUUACUAUGCUGCCAAAUCCCUAAAGGCUACAGAACGAAAACAUUUCAAAUCAACAUCCAAUAAGAACGUAUCUGUGGUAGGAUGGAUGGUGAUGAUGGCUGAUGACCCUGAACAUCCUGAUCUCUUCCUGCUGACUGACUCUGAGAAAGGAAAUUCAUACAAGUUUCAAGCUGGCAAUAGAAUGAAUGCAAUGCUAUGGUUUAAGCAUUUGAGUGCAGCCUGCCAAAGUAACAAACAACAGGUUCCUACAAACUUGAUGACUUUUGAGUAGAAGCCUGAGAAAAAAAAAGAGAGGUGAACUAUUGCUUCUAUGUGAGCAUGGGGACCUGAUAAAAGAGCGCCAGCUAUAAACCAUCCUGUGCCAGGAAGAGCCCAGCGGCUCUGUCUCAGUCUUUGGAAUUCUGAACCAAAAAAGCACUAAUUUCAGGGAAUGAAUUGAGAUAUUCCCAGAGAACAAAUUGGAGUUGCAGAACAAACUGCCAUGAACCGUGCUUCUUAUCUCAGAACUGACCUGUGGAAACCACUGCCUUAAAAGAAUGAAAGGAAAACCAACAUGAAACACCAAAUAGUGUGUGUGAAUCUUCUGGCGGUGCUGUGCUUGGAAUAGAUCGUAGCUAAUUUGCAUUUCUUUUAACUUUGUAAUAAUUUUAGAGGGGGGAAUUGCCUUUUUUAGAUAUGCUUUAAAAAGGAAAAACGUAUUCUUGCGGAUUCCAUCAGGAGCUGGUUUUGAACCGAGGUGAAGAGACUUAGCAGGGAUUGUACCAGCAGCCCACCUGCAAGGUUUGUUCUCCCUCUAGUAGUCUGCAGCCUCACUGGCUUUCUCACAGCGAGAGUGUAGGAAUGAGAAGUGUUAGUCAUGUGAGUUGUUGGGUUUGUUUGGGAUUGGGUGGGGGUGUUUGUUUUGUUUUGGAUGAGGGGAGAAUUUUUUAAACACUAAACUUCUGAAAUGUAGUACUGUAAGGGGAACAUUAUUUCCUGCAGGAGGUACAAAGGCUGAGUGUUCAUUUGCCAGACACUUUUUUUUAAGUAGGUUCCAGAAAACAUGGUUUUUUCUAACUAGGGUUAAAGUUUAGCUUUCUAUAUGAAUUCAUUGUUGGACCACGGAUCUACUUAAGUAAAGAACUAUAAUCCCAACCUUAAUUUUCUGAGAUUUUACAAUAAUUAGAUCUUUUCCCAAGUUAAUUGGAUUUUCCCUUCUCCCAGUCACAGGUGGUUUUUAUCAUCAAGACACAUUGAUAUUUUGUCAGGAUAUUUUCUUCACAGUGUUUAAUGUGCAUAAUGCCAGAGUUAUUUUUUUAUUAUUCAUUUUCUCUCUUUUUGUUCAAUAUGAGAUACAGGAUCAUAUUUGUUUAAAAGGUAACACAUAUAGAUGUACGUAUGUAUUUUGUUAUAAGACAUACAGAAUAAUUUUAAGAGGGAUAAAGGUGAAAAUGUCAGAUUCUGGAAAUUUUGAGUAUCUAAACUUUAUACUUCUUGUGUGAUUUACCAUAAACAUACCAAAACAUUUUUCUGAAAAUUUACUGUAGUAGGUCUCUGACUUGAAGCCACAUUUUGUCAGUAGUUGACCAAGCAGUUUUAUGAGAACUCUUCUAUGCAAUAAUGCAUUUAAUUUCUAAAGUAAAUGUCAAAUUAUUUUUUAAAAAAGUUUGAAGGUGAGAUGCCUUAGAAUUUUAACGAAAAAUGACACUCAAACAAAGGCUAUGUGUUGAAUGUUAUAAACUCUUGAGACAUAAUAAAUUUUAGCAGUGGCCCAGAGUAAGGUAAUGCUUUGUGACCGAUAUCUACUAAUAGACAUCUGUUACUUUGGGCUUCACAUAAAAUUUCUCACAUUCAUAUUCUUAGAGAAUUUUAUACUUUUUUAUUAUAAGUAUUUUGCCCUUGAGUCCAUGAAACUUCAAUCGAAAAUAUUGCUUAUACAAUAAUUAGCUUAAAAUCCAUCCAAAGGAAAAGAGAAGAGCUUUUUUUGAGUGUUAAGUUUUUUAAUUUAGUUUUAUGUUUGGAAAAGAUGUUAAGAGUUCAAAUAUGCUUCUUGUAUAGCAGAAAUACCAUUAUUUCUGGGGGUUAGUGACAUAGGCUGGAGAGGGCAAAAGUUUCCUGUGCUGAAUGAUUUUUCAAUUAAUGCUCUAAGCUUAACCCAUGUUGGGUAAUAGAAAGGCACCACCUGCUUAGCCAGCAGUAUUACUACGUAGACCUUGCACAUCUUACUUUUGUUUUGCAUUUUUUAAAAUUUCUUAAUUUGUUUAUUUCUCUUCAGAAAUAGUGUUUUUAACAGUGUAUGUGCUUUUUUAAAAAGUAUUGUGAAUGAGAACCCUGUGGAUUUUUUUUUAUUUCAUUUGUUUGUCAUAAAUAAGCUAACGUAGACAUAUUGUAGGUUAACCAUAUCUGGGGAAAUAUGCAGUUGGAAGUCAGAGCCUGACAUCACAUAGUUUUGCCAAAGGGAGAGAGCUAAGCUGGAAGAUGUGUUUGAUAUUUUCAGCUCUAAACAUUAGUGGAUGCUUGCUUUGAAUAAUAUAGUGUUCAAAUUUGGUUAAUAGUUUGUAGAUAGACUUGUGGCCUCGGACUGACUAAAUUUCUUAACAGUGAAGAAGUCAUUGUUGUUUUUCUGUCUUUAAAAUUUAUUCAUUCAAAAAAUUAGGCAUUGCUUUUUAAGGUUAUUUUAGCAUUUGAAGUAAAUUGAGAACAGAAAAGUGAGUUAAAAUAGUGUAGGUGAAUUUUUUAUCUAUAAUUCACCAAAUAAUAACUGAUAAUAAUUCAAAGAAAAUAUGUUACUAAAAUAUAUUAAAUAUUUAGAUAGUUCAUUCGUGGGAAGAUGAAUCUUCUUAUUAAGCCUACCCUCAAUUGUAAAUAAGUGACUCAAAAGCUCAAAAUGUUCAUCAGCAUUAAGGUCAUUUGUUUCGCCGUUAGCCAAGAAGAACUCAUUAGAAAUUCAGUUGUAAUUUAAAUUUAAGCCUGUUUAUGAUAAGCAUAAUGAUUGGCAUGUUACACAGCCUGUGAAAAUAACUACAGAAUGACCUUCCAGAGCACUGUUUUUGGCCUCAUGCCUGCUCUGUUCAGGCUCUGCUGUUUUUCAGAAUAUGAUUUUUACCUCCAGACAGUAAGAAUUGAACAAGAACUGAUCAAACACGCCUUCCUAUUUUGUUUUCUUCACUAUGUAAAUAUUAUUUGGGUAAACAUUACAAGAAGGGAUCCAAACAAUUUGAAUUUCAGUAUUUUUUUCUCCCUGGGCAUGUGCUUCAAUUUCAAAUAUUUUUUCUGUGUGGAAAAUGCCAGGUAACUAUUGCACUACCUUCUAUGUGGACUGUGUUGGUAUUGGUUCUUAAUGUAUAUCAAAAGUCAGGGUGUUUAUAACUGCAAAGUUUGUGUAAGUGGCUUUAUUCCUCUUCUAGAAGAUUUAUGAGGAGCCUAGGAAGCACUAUUGGUACAGGAGGAAAAAAGAAUGGAAAACAUGUUUACAGACUCCUUAUGAGCUUAAACUGGGGCCCCCAAAGAGCAACCUGUUGAUCUUUUGGCCAAAUGACUUGAGCAUAAGUCUUUUAUUUCUUUUUGAAGUUAAAUUGUAAGCUGUAUACCUUUACUACUGAAAACAAAACUAUAGGGCAUCAUACUAAUCGAAAAUCAAUAGUAACAGGUUUAAUCCAUUGGCUUUUUAAAUGAAUAGAUCUAGUAUUGAUUUCCUUCCUGUUUUUUUGAGGCACAUUCCUUUACAACCAGUUUUUAAACCACCACGUAAUCAUCUUCUGCAAACAAGGGGUACCAGUGUUGCCUAACAGAAGAUAAUCUUUAAUAAAGUAAAUCCUCUGCUUCAAAGGCUUUUGAAAUAAUUGGAUCCCUUUUUGAAAAUGAAGAUGAGUUUAACUGUGUCCAGGUGGAAUAAUAAUACUGCUGUUGCAUGAGGUGAUACAAAGCAAGUGAUGAGGUUGGUCUGGCUUCUUUAGUGACCUUUUAGGGUUUGCUUUUAUUUUCUCUCUUUUGUAUUAUUUCUUUCAAACAUAGUAAAUAUAUGAUUUUUGCAGCCAGAGUGGUAUUCUGUUUUUUCUAAGCUUUGAGAUACAAAUAUUGCUAUUUUAUUGCAUUGAUGAUAAAUUACUUUCCAUGUGAACCUUUUCAAAAUGAUUUAAGUACCUUUGAUUUUGCUCCCCUAAAAAUGGCUUGUGUCUAAAAUGACAUUUUUUUUCCCCAAUUUGGAGGGUUCUAAUGAAAGAGUUCCAGGCAUAAAAACUCUUUUGCUUAUUGAAAGCAAUUUGAUUACACCUUUGUCUCAAGUUUUAGUGGGGAGAAAAUUUGGUCAGUGCCUUAUUAUUUGAAGAGCAAUUUUAGGGCAUCAAGUAUGACAAUAAUCACGUGCCCUCUUGCUCCUCUUAUUUCAGGAGUGUGUGCUAUCCCUCUCUCCACCAGCUUAAUCUUUCUCACCCCAAGUCUAACAAAGUCUUUACAGAAACCCCUGUAGGUAAUUGUUUCAGUCCUCCUUGGUUUUUGAGUCUUUUUAAACAAGCUCCCACCCUGCUUCUGUCCUUUUAGAGUAGAAGAUUAAAAAUAAAUCCACCCCAGUCAACCUUUAGAUAAGCACUCUUAAAAACGAAUUUGAAGAGCACUCUUCAGCCAAGUUCGGUUUUACUUUGUUGUUGAUGUUUUGAGCAUACAUUUAAUUGUAAGGCCUUUUGGAAAAGCCCUAAAAGAAUAAGAUACAACCAGAAAUACUUGAGUUUUGUUAAAUGUACUGAAAUCUUGUAAUAAAAAUCCCUUUGGCCAGAAAUGAGAUUUAUUUCCAUUUAUUUUUACAUUUAAGUAACACUCAAAACAAACAAGUAGUCACUUAACCUGCCAGUUAUUAUUUUCUUGAAAAUAUGCAAGAAAGUAAAAAUAUCUCUUAUAUAAAUUAAAAGGAAGUUAAGAGAUUAAGCUAGUUUUCUCAGUGAAAGCAAAGCUUGGAAAUAUUUUUCUUCUCUCAGAUUAUUGGGAGACCUGGAGCCUACCGGAUGUUAACCUGAGUCAAGAUGUUCUUUUCACAUUUUUUUAAAGGGCUAGUAUGUUCUACAGUAGGCAAGUAGUCAUUCAAGCCAAGUGAAAGAGUUAACUGGUCCUUGAGGAUUGUUAGCAGAAUUUGAAUUUUGACCCUGGCCAUUUGUACUACAGAAGUGAUGGUGGGAUUAAAAGAAUACAUAAUUACAGUGUUUCGGGAUUGGGCUCUUUUUUGUCUUAAUAGAAAAGCAGAAACUUCAUAAAUAUUAGCCGUGCUUUAGAUACCAGAUAACAAAUAUUGUUUCCCCUGAAGAUAUGACCUACUAGAACUACUCACAUAUAUAUAGUCCAGUCAUUACUGACUUAAUAGUUAUGGUGAAACAGCUGAUAAUAAGUCAGCAGACUCUCAAGAGUUUCUGUACCUUGAUUAUUGACAAAUUCAUUGUUUUACAUCCUACCGAAGUACAUGUGUGUGGGGAAGGGGUGGGGAACUGGUUCACAAUAUAAUCUAAAGGAGAUCAAACAUCUGUAGGGACAGGUACCCAGUGAUAAUAAUAUAUCUGAAAACACAAGCCAUUUUUAUUCUUUAUCCCAAGUAACUUGAGGUACUCUAAUGAUGAAGCACUCGAUUGCACUAUGACCUCCUUGAGUGAUGUGCAGCUUGGUUCCUCUCUCACUUUUUGUUUCUUUUUAAUAUGCAAAUGUGAGUGUGCGAUCUUCAGUGUGUCUGCAUAAGCUAACUUAAAAUGAAUUUAAGUACAGUUUUCUGAAAUAUUUCUAUUGAAAUAAAUUACUUAAAAUCA